Molecule: messenger RNA, 417 nt
Organism: Trichobilharzia regenti
Lineage: Eukaryota; Metazoa; Platyhelminthes; Trematoda; Strigeidida; Schistosomatidae
Source: the annotation of a GenBank genome assembly
AUGAAUUGUGUGAUGAGGGAUAUUAUUAAUCGACCUCCUCGAACUAUAUGCUACACACCAUCUGUCCUUGAAAAUACCACAGACGAUAGCAGUGGGAAUAAUGCAAUCAAUAAUACUGCUCCUGGUAUCAUUAGCAGUGGCAGUAAUAAAUGUAGUUGUGGUAGCCAUUGUGGUUGUGUUGAUGGUGGUAUAAAAAUUCCUACUACUUCAGUAUUACCAAAUUAUUCAUGUGAACCAUCAGGUGGCGAUUAUUCAAUUCUCACUGACACACAACAAACACCGAAUGAAAUUCUCGAUCCUAGAGCUUCAUUUAGUAGAAAAUCUGUGAAUGAGCUGCACAGAUAUCAGUGUGCAUGUCCUGGCUGUGGCGAAGUCUACUCAAGGUGUAUGGACAGAAAGAACCUGUUCAACGGAUAA